AUGUCGACGAGCCAUGAAGGUCUUGCCGCGCCGCCAGCUGGGCUCGGCCUGCUGGUGCUUGUCGCAUCAGUCGCUGUUCGCGCGGCGGCGCUCGAGCGCGUCGAUGCCGCGUACAUGCUGUGGUGCGGUCUCUUGCAGGACUGGAAAGCGUCGGUGGGCUGGUCACUAGCUCUGUGGGCCUUGCCGUUAGCAUUGCUUCGCGAGGCAGCCACAGCCGCUGCUCUCGUUCAUCUGGUCAUCGACUUUGGCCUCCAAGCGACGGCCGGCAUCCGGAUGCACUCUGACGCGUGGGCGCUCGUCGUCGACCACCUGAUCUCGGUCAGCAAGUGGCAGACGCUGCUGAAGAACGGAGCCAUGGUGCCCGCCGCCGCGUGGGUCGGGCUGCUGUGCCUCAUCCCGCUUGGCGUGUGCCUGCGCCUCGAGCGGUUCUGGCGGCCGCGCGUCACACUGCGCGGCGGUCUCGCCGUUGCCACCGCCACCGCCUUGGCCCUCGCCGCCGACCCGCCGUGCUGCCGCGACGGGUGCUCCGCCGAGCUGGAGCUAGCGCAGGCGCCAAACGGGCUCGCCGUCCUCCUCGACGACGCUUGGGCGGCGAUCGGCCCGCAUGCAGCGAGCGCCGCCGCCUCGCCGCCCCGUGACUCGGGCGCCGCAUCUCUCAACUCGACCCUGAGCACGCAGCGCACGGCGCACCGCCGCCGCCGCCGCGGCGGCGGCGGCGGCGGCGGCAACACGAGCCGAAACGUUGUGCUGAUCACUCUUGAGUCGGUCGGAGCAGUGCACGCCGGUCUGGUCGGCCCGGGCUUGCGCCGCACGACGAUGCCGUUCCUGCACUCGCUGACGCGGCGGAGGAGGCCGCGCGUCGCGUCUGUGGUGGAGGACGUGUACGCGAGCGAGCCGAACACGCUCCACGCCUUUUACGCGUCGCAUUGCGGCCUGCGGCCGUACCUCGGCGUGCGGCGCGCGGAGUACGAAGUGGCUCGCUACCACAACGCGUGCUUGCCGACGCUGCUGCGGCGGGGCGGCAUCCACUCGGCGCUCUACUCGACGUCUCGCCUCUCGUUCCAGCGCGACCUCGGCUUCGACUCGGUCUGGUCGUCGAUGCUGACUGACGAGGCGAGCAGCCGCCCCACCUACAACUUCCUCGGCCACGACGACUUUUCGGGCUUGCACGCCAUCGAGACCUUCGUGCGCACGGUCGGCGCGCAGCAGCGCUUCUUCCUCUCCCUCCUCACGCUCAACACCCACUCGCCGUACACGCCGUCGGACCAUCCGGCUGGCACCAAGCUGCUCUGGGGCUGCGACCGGCUCUGGCAGCGCGGCGGCCGCCUCGGCAACGACACGAACUUUAGCGUGCCGCUGCCUCGGCCCACAAACUACAGCGAGCGGGCGCUACGCGCCGCGACCGGCUCAAUAGAGGGCGCGCGCGAGGCAGACCCGCCGAGCCGAUCGGACAAGGUCAAGGCGGCGAUGGAAAGGGACGCCUCCGCGUACGCGCGCGAGCUGCGGUGCGCCGACUCGUACUUGCAGGCGGUGUGGCAGAUCCUGGAGCGCGCGGGCUUGCUCGAGGACACGACGGUGCUAAUCAGCGCCGACCACGGCGAGGGCUUCAUGCAGAGCCACCACUCCGACGCGGGGCACGGCGGCGCGGUCUACGACACGCAGGUGCGCAUCCCGCUCGUCAUCGCCGGCGCCGGCGCCGACGCGCUGCCUGCGAGGGUGGGCGGCGUUUGGAGCGAAACCGCCAUCGCGCCGACCGUGCUCGAGAUGAUGGGAAUGCCGCCCCACCCCCUCGCCGGCUCCGCCGCACUCCAGAGUAUCAUCGACCUGGAGGGAGGAGGCGACGGGGACGAGGAGCUCGAGCAGUCGGAUCUGCUCGGGGCAAGUCUCGUCUCGCGCUGGCGCGAUCCGCCCUCGCGCGCAUACAUGAGCUGCGCCUUUGAGAGCUCCUGCGUCGGGCUGCGGCGGCCGCUCACCAAGUACGUGUGGCGCGGCUCAGGGCGGGGCGACGGGGCGGGCGGCCACCUCGAGGUCUUCUACAGGGGCGACACAUACGAGGAGAUAGACUUGGCCUCCCAGCUGGACGCCGCCGAGCGGCGCGAGGUGGUGAGCAGCAUGCUGCGCUGGGCGCGCGCGGUGAACGCGCUGCAUGAGGGGCCGAGGGUGGAGAAUCACGUCUGCCCGUUCGACUCGCCCUUCCGGUUUAUCUUCCUCUUCACGCACUACACGCACUGCUGCCCCGUCAAGCCGACGAGCGUCCAGUACGACAUGUACCGCAGAAGGCGGGGCAGGCAGGAGAGGCCAGCGAGUCGCACCUCCCCUCCCUCGGGCGGGGCCGCUCCGGGCCCGCAGCACCAAAGCGCAGAUAUCUGCCCAAGCGCGGAGACGAGCGGUCCCACGUUCCCGACGACGCAGCAGGCGGCGAUCAAGGAGACGACGGCGGCCUUGAACGCGUCGGCGGCGGCCGUGCCCGGAGAACUGGGGGAGCGGAUGGCGCUGAUGCAGUACCUGAAGGGGCACCCGGACAGCCUCCUGCAGGCGGCGAUAGAGCAGCACGUACAGACGGGGAUGGGGAUUAAGUCCGCCCUCACCGCUGGCAUCGAGGACUACCGCAGAAUGAAUCUCUCCAUCAGAGAGCGGGGCUUAUAA
This is a messenger RNA of Emiliania huxleyi CCMP1516, 2646 nucleotides long. RefSeq lists its product as hypothetical. The record is from RefSeq and is a predicted model, not a curated record. Lineage: Eukaryota; Haptophyta; Isochrysidales; Noelaerhabdaceae. The transcript is spliced from 4 exons. The coding region runs from base 1 to 2646 and encodes 881 amino acids.